AAUACCAGAGGGGUUGUAACCAAGAUCGGCACCGGAUUGAAUUCUCCGGAGAGAUACAGGAGAGAGAGAGCGCAAAUCAAAUUUAUCUUUUUUGAACUUCGGAUCCGUCGAAGCUAUGGAAGAUCAUCGGCGUUAGCAGAAUCUCCGGCGGGGAGGAGGUGAUAGGUUGUUUGGAGGGGUAGCGCGUGAAUCUUAGAAGUUCUUUUCAUCUUCUUCUCGAUCUACCAAGUACCGUCCUCUGUUAUGAUUCGCGGCAGAUCCAACGCUGCUACGGCAGCGAAGCCGGUAGAUCUGACGCCGGCAACGGUGACCAACGGCUUGCCGGAGAUCCGUUUCAGAGGGGUACGGAAGAGACCGUGGGGCCGAUUCGCCGCCGAGAUUAGGGAUCCGUGGAAGAAGGCGCGCGUGUGGCUCGGCACCUUCGACUCCGCCGAGGAUGCGGCGCGUGCCUACGAUAGAGCGGCGCGUAAUCUCCGGGGACCGAAGGCGAAGACCAAUUUCCCCUUAGCAGAAACCCCCAACGUUAAUUAUCACCAUCAGCCGUACACGAAUUGCGGCGGCGGCGGCAGCGGAGGAGGAUCGGAGGAAAAUCGGACCCCCGGGAUCGGUUCGUCUCCGAUGAAUCGUCCGGCGUCGAGCAGUAUGAGCAGCACGUUGGAGUCGUUCAGUGGUCCUAGGGUUUCGAGACCUAGACCGGUGGUGGUUCAUCGUAAGAAACCGGUGCAGCCUCGCGCACCUGAUGAUUGCCAUAGCGACUGCGAUUCUUCUUCUUCAGUGGUCGAUGAUGACGACGACUGCGUCCUUACCUCUUCUUUGCGCAAAGUUUUACCUUUCGAUCUCAACCUGCCGCCUCCAAUGGAAGGUCACGAUUUCUCCGGCGAAGAUCUGAAGGUCACCGCUUUGUGCCUCUGAUUAUUGGGUUCAUCGUUCUUAAACCUCUUCCUAGUUUUUUUCCUUUGUUUUUAUUAUCAGGAAAAAAUCGAUAAAAUUGAAGGAAAAAAAGGGAAUCUGCUGGAGUUAUACCGUCUUCUGGUCCUAUAUGGAUCGAAGGUGGAAAACUUUACGAUUAAUCUAUGCAUUUGCUAGAUGCUUACAUGUAGAAUUAGUAUUCUGUUUAUGAUGAUUGCAAGAUCUGGGUCUUUUCUUCUACCACCUCUCGUGCUCUCAGCUAAAGAUCUUAUUUGCAACUUGCAAGAGCUUAAAAUGGAUCCGAUUCUAUCCACUGUGUAUAACCAUGCCCUGUUGUUUAGGACUGGAAAUAACACUUGCUGCUUGAUGAAUCUA
Tarenaya hassleriana is the source of this 1284-nucleotide messenger RNA. RefSeq names its product ethylene-responsive transcription factor 3-like. NCBI's taxonomy places the organism in Eukaryota, Viridiplantae, Streptophyta, Magnoliopsida, Brassicales, Cleomaceae. Gene Ontology annotation, molecular function: DNA-binding transcription factor activity; DNA binding. The coding region runs from base 244 to 912 and encodes 222 amino acids. Gene Ontology annotation, biological process: regulation of DNA-templated transcription. The transcript is spliced from 2 exons. The record is from RefSeq and is a predicted model, not a curated record.